GCAUGAAACGGAGUCGAGAGUACACGAGGCGAGCCAGUUCGCUGUCGACUGCGUUCGGAACAGGACGUGUGUCGUCCCACGUCGAGUUUAUUGUCUGAGCAGAGACUCGCGAGAUAACUUUUCUGACCACCACAUUCGUUCUGGUGAACCGAGUUUUGGGAUUACCUGGACCCACAGCCAGUUUGUUUAUACACGUGCCGAGAUUUGUGGAUCUUUACGCGAGGGAAAGAGAAAAAGUGUAUUUGUGCGUGAGGGUGCGUGAAUCGGGGAAGGAAGUAACCGGUGAAGUGCCGGUGGUCCAUGAGAGGAAAAUGACCGACCACGUGGUGGAAAGUACGUUCGAGCUUUCAGCUUUCAUGAAAGCCGGUGUCAUGGCGGGUUCCGAGAGGGACAGUGGCUCCUGCAGCAGCGUUGACGAGGAUAGCAGAUCGAGUCUGCAUUCGCCCACAUCGUCCGAAGAUAGUGUCGAAGUGCAAGUGACACCGAUUUCGUUGCGGAACAAGCGGAAGCUGGCGGAGCCGCGGAAGAUCCAAGAAACGGCAGUCAUCGCUGCGCCAUUGAAGAAGAGGCGGUUUGAUCCUAUUUCCGAGGAGACAACUGUGGAUCAAGAGGCGGCCAAGUCGCUGAACACGUCGAAUCCCUUCCGACCGUGGAUUCCUACUUCUUACAAGAACGAAUUCAAGACGACUACAACUUCAACGACGACGGACACGAUCUCCAAUACGACGGCAACAAUACCGACAACUACGACGACGACAACAAUAACGACAUUGUCUAGCGAGAGAGAAGAAAGAGAGCGAGAAGAAAAAAGGAGAAAAGAAGAUGAAAGGAGAAAAGAAGAAGAAGAAGAAGAAAGGGGGAAAGAGCAAGACGAGACAACGCAAAGGUUGCACGAAUCGUUCAGGAGGCUACAACAUUCUACCAGUCAUAAUCGAUCGGCUGUCACCUCUCGACGAGAGCCUCGCCAGAGGUUGUUCGAGCCAACAGCGCCAGCGACAACAGCAACGACAACGUCUCCGCCGAGCAUGAUCUCUCCAUCGCAUCCUAGACUACAAGACGAACCGUUGUCCUUGGUGGUGAGAAACGAGUCGCCCAGGGUGCCGUCGCACCCCGCUGUAAGUGGUUCCUACGAGAAGACGCCGUCAUACAUGAUGGAACACUUGUUGGCGGCUACAUCCGGCCAUAAUCAUCAAAAUCAUCAGACCCAUCAGAGUCAGCGAAGUCAUCAGAGUCAUCAAACCCCCACGACAUCGAGACACCAGAGUGGUCAGCAGAGAAAUUACAAAAACAUGACGAGGGAGAGACGGAUAGAAGCGAACGCUCGAGAAAGAACCAGAGUGCAUACCAUCAGCGCGGCCUUCGACACGCUGAGACGCGCUAUACCUGCCUUUUCGCAUAACCAGAAGCUGUCGAAGCUAUCAGUACUGAGGAUUGCCUGCAGCUACAUCAUGACACUCGGCAAGAUCCUCGGGAAAGACAACGAAAUAAUGGCAACAAGUAGCAACGGCCUUACGGGCUUGAGUAGUUGCGUGGACCUAGUCUCCAGGACCAUUCAGACGGAGGGCAAGCUCAGGAAGCGGAAAGACGACUGAACGAAUUCGCGUUUCCACCUGUACGACGGAAACAAUAUAUGGAAAUGACGGACAAUAGAUUUUAUUAUAACGGAAACGGCGGGAGACGUUUCGCUCCACAUUGUCAAACGCUUAUACGUCUUUUAUUCCCGAUGCCAUUUAAUUUGCGAGGGAGGGGAGGACGACCUAAGGUUAAGUAAGCCGUUAACCUAAGUGACUGAUCAUCGUCGGUUUCUACGCUGCGCAUAUUAAUUCGUGGAGUAUCGACCAGGAAUGCACUAACUAGAAUCACGAUGGAAGGAUUUUCGAAAGACAUGACGAUAAGAUUUAUUAAUCAAUAAAUUGAAUCUUAUUCGCAAAAACCGUUAUAUGAUAACUAUUUGUCGUUUUACAAAAAUUGUACAUACGCUUUUUGAAAUUAUUGACAUAGUAAGCUUUAAUGGAUAUUACGAACAGAGAGAAUUUUUCACGGCGCCCACAACGGGAAUUCGUCUACUUAGCAGUUGCGCAACCAGAGACAAUAAAUCUUUAGAAAGAUUCCCAUACUUAGAUCAUGCUUAAUUUAUGACAGAUACUGCUGCGGCCGUUGCACCGCGUCAUGGAAAUUACGAUAGAGAGCGGCGAACGUUUAUGUGUAUAAGAUUUGACGACUUAUGAUAGAACUAGUCUCUAUUUUAACCCUUUCGAAACAGUAAUGUUCAUUGUAUCUUAUUUGUUAAUCCUAUACAUCUAUAUUUUUAUCUCAAAGUGCGAAACAUUUAAGGAAGUAAAGUGUAAAUUCAAAUUAAAUGUAUGCGUACCAAUUUAAGUGCGCAGUUUGUCAAAAAAUUAAUUUAAAUUAAACUUUAAUUGAAAAAAAUUAUUAUUUUAAAGUAGAUUUAAGUUUAAUUUAAGAAAGAGUUUAUCAUUAAAAAAUUUAAUAAAAUUAAAUCUUUUUAAAAUUUACACAUACUUUCCUCAGUUCCUUCACUCUCAUUUUCAUAUUACAUUCGUAUCACGUGAAAUGAUUUUUUUUUCGUUUUUUUUGAAUUUUGGAGUUUUUUGGAGUUGGAACUUUAAAAAAAUUUAUUUUUUAUAAAAUAUUCAAACGUCUUAAAUUUCGACUUUUGGGAAAAUAGAUUCGUAUUAUAAUACACAAUGUAUUUUUCUGGCGAGAUUUUCUUAAGUACUCGUCGUGAUACGUUACUUUUUGAAAGGGUUAAACGUGAAGCAUGCAGGUGCACCUUAGCUCGGCUGAACAAAUUCGUGUGUCGCCUAGAGAAAGAGAAAGAAACGAUUUUCAAGUUACGAUCCAUUAAGAUACUAACUUCAACGACAGGGCCAAAAGAUUAAUUGGUCGCCUGUAAUCUGUUGCACCAACUUACGAAAUGCCGAUUUAGGACGAGAAAAAUGGAAAAGGAAUCAGAAGAGAAGACAAUAAAAUAAUGCUAUUUGUGGUAUGAUAAGAUGAUGAAUUUUACGCGUUUGCAUUUUACAUGAAAUUAUGAAGAGUGUCGUCUUUUUACAGAUAUUAUAAUCAAGUAACAUUCAGAUAGGUAUAUGAUAAUCGAGUAAAACCAUGUAACGAAAGAAAAUACCAUCACUAUAGCCAGAUGGGUCCUGCUAGGAUCAUCUCUUUUUCAAGCAGAUUACUUACUUCUCAAUUUUUGGGGCUCACUAUUGGUAAUUCAAAACAAAAUGUAAAUAACGUUAAUUUAACAUGUUUUUUAAAACAGUUUUAAUUAAUAUUCAAUAUUAUAACAGCGAUAAUUUAAAAAAGGUGUGUUAAAUGAUUUUAAUUCUGAUACAUAUGUUAAAUUGUUAUCAAAAGAAUGAUUUCACAAUUCGUUAAAAAAUAUUCGUCAUUAUCAUUGCCGCGGGAAGAAGACGUUACUUGAUCUUAAUUAAAGCUAAAAGAGUGAUUAUGCAGAAAGAAGUUGAAGUAUGUUCACACAGUCUUUUCGCGCAGUGCCGUCGACUGCGUCUCGAAUUUUGUAAAUAGUAAAUGUUGCUAAUGAUUUAUGCCGAAGCGAGCGUAAUCGAGCGUGUUACGCGGUGCGAGGAAGGAGCGCAUUUGCACGUUGGCCUUACGCGACGAUCCGAUGCGGCAUCCGAUGUGUACCUUUCUAUGUUAUAAGAUUUAAAAAAACUUCGAACAAAGUUCAAAUGAAAGUGAAACUCAACAACGAAAA
Messenger RNA from Monomorium pharaonis (pharaoh ant), 3742 nucleotides. It is a transcript of the gene net, whose product is annotated as general transcriptional corepressor trfA. The coding region runs from base 312 to 1592 and encodes 426 amino acids. The transcript is spliced from 2 exons. NCBI's taxonomy places the organism in Eukaryota, Metazoa, Arthropoda, Insecta, Hymenoptera, Formicidae. Gene Ontology annotation, molecular function: protein dimerization activity; DNA-binding transcription factor activity. The record is from RefSeq and is a predicted model, not a curated record.